This is a messenger RNA of Solanum stenotomum, 2120 nucleotides long. RefSeq names its product putative disease resistance protein At3g14460. NCBI's taxonomy places the organism in Eukaryota, Viridiplantae, Streptophyta, Magnoliopsida, Solanales, Solanaceae. The coding region runs from base 66 to 1865 and encodes 599 amino acids. The record is from RefSeq and is a predicted model, not a curated record. The transcript has 2 exons.
AUGGAUCUCUAUCAAUUCUAGGGUUGCAACAUGUGGUAGAUAGAAGGGAAUCUCUGAAGGCAAACAUGAGGGAAAAGAAACAUGUUGAAAGGUUAUCUUUGGAGUGGAGCGGAAGUAAUGCUGACAAUUCACAAACUGAAAGAGACAUACUUGAUGAGCUACAACCAAAUACAAACAUAGAAGAACUCCGAAUCACUGGCUAUAGAGGAACAAAAUUUCCAAAUUGGCUAGGUGAUCCUUCAUUUCAUAAGCUAAUAGACUUGUCUCUUAGCAACGGCCAAGACUGUGAUUCCUUGCCAGCGCUUGGACAGCUUCCUUGUUUAAAAUUCCUUACCAUUAGAGGGAUGCAUCAAAUAACAGAGGUGACUGAAGAGUUCUAUGGUAUUUCAUCCUCCACAAAGCCAUUUAAUUCUCUUGAGCAGCUUGAAUUCGCAGAGAUGCUGGAGUGGAAGCAGUGGCAUGUACUGGGGAAGGGAGAGUUCCCUGUACUUGAGGAACUUUCGAUUGAUGGUUGCCCAAAGUUGAUUGGGAAGUUGCCUGAAAAUUUUUCUUCUCUGAGAAGAUUGAGGAUAUCAAAAUGCCCUGAACUCAGUUUGGAGACACCUAUCCAACUUUCAAAUUUAAAAGAGUUUGAAGUUGCUAAUUCUCCUAAGGUUGGAGUUGUUUUUGAUGAUGCUCAAUUGUUUACGUCUCAACUUGAGGAAAUGAAACAGAUUGUUAAAUUAGAUAUUACUGAUUGUAAGUCUCUUACCUCCUUACCUAUUAGCAUUCUGCCGAGUACCUUGAAGAGAAUAAGAAUCUCUGGUUGUAGGGAACUGAAAUUGGAGGCGCCGAUCAAUGCUAUUUGUCUGAAGGAAUUGUCUCUAGUAGGAUGUGAUUCACCUGAGUUUCUCCCAAGAGCACUCUCUUUGAGUGUAAGAAGUUGCAACAACCUUACAAGGCUUUUGAUUCCUACUGCCACUGAAACAGUCAGUAUUAGAGAUUGUGAUAAUCUUGAAAUACUUUCAGUGGCAUGUGGGACUCAGAUGACAUCAUUGCAUAUUUACAACUGCGAGAAGCUGAAGUCGCUGCCAGAACAUAUGCAACAACUCCUUCCAUCUCUUAAGGAACUGAAACUGGUUAAUUGUUCACAAAUAGAGUCCUUUCCUGAAGGAGGAUUGCCCUUCAAUUUACAACAACUUUGGAUCUCCUGUUGUAAGAAAUUGGUGAAUGGCCGAAAAGAGUGGCAUUUACAGAGACUCCCCUGUCUCAGAGAUUUAACUAUCCACCAUGAUGGUAGCGACGAAGUGGUUCUUGCUGAUGAAAAAUGGGAGUUGCCUUGCUCUAUUCGAAGGCUUAGCAUAUGGAAUCUGAAAACAUUAAGCAGCCAACUUCUCAAAAGCCUCACCUCUCUUGAGUACCUAUUUGCUAAUAAUUUACCUCAAAUGCAGUCAUUGCUGGAAGAAGGGCUUCCUUCCUCUCUUUCUGAGCUAAAAUUAUUUAGCAAUCAUGAUCUUCAUUCACUACCGACCGAAGGUCUUCAGCGUCUCACGUGGCUUCAACGUCUAGAGAUUCGGGAUUGCCAUAGUCUCCAAUCUCUUCCCGAAUCAGGGAUGCCCUCUUCCCUUUCUAAGUUGACCAUCCAACAUUGCUCUAAUCUCCAAUCUCUUCCCGAAUCGGGGUUGCCCUCCUCCCUCUCUGAGCUGCGCAUUUGGAAUUGCUCUAAUGUCCAAUCUCUUCCCGAAUCGGGGAUGCCUCCUUCUAUCUCUAAUCUAUAUAUUUCCAAAUGCCCAUUGCUCAAACCACUCCUAGACUUUAACAAGGGGGAUUACUGGCCAAAAAUUGCUCAUAUUCCCACCAUAUAUAUUGAUUUGGAAUCCCAGUAAUGAUUUAAAAAAAUGGUGCUCUGAUAAAUUCACAAAGCGUCUAUUGCCACUGUGAAGCUGAGGAAUUAUCUUUGGAUCGGGAUGAAUUUAAUUUUAGAUGACAGCAAAAAAGGUGAUAAACCGAAAGCUGGUAUGUGUAGGAAUUGAAAUUAUUUGCUUCGGAAAGUUGAUAGCACUUCAUGUAUUCUUGUUCUUUCCGUUUUUCAGUGAGUUAGUUGAUCAAAGGACUAAGGAGAAUGGAGGUUUAGAGUAAUG